Patella vulgata (common limpet) is the source of this 896-nucleotide messenger RNA. Its product is annotated as ubiquitin-conjugating enzyme E2-17 kDa. Gene Ontology annotation, cellular component: HULC complex. Gene Ontology annotation, biological process: DNA repair; protein polyubiquitination; proteasome-mediated ubiquitin-dependent protein catabolic process. The transcript is spliced from 5 exons. NCBI's taxonomy places the organism in Eukaryota, Metazoa, Mollusca, Gastropoda, Patellidae. Gene Ontology annotation, molecular function: ubiquitin conjugating enzyme activity. The coding region runs from base 118 to 612 and encodes 164 amino acids. The record is from RefSeq and is a predicted model, not a curated record.
UAGCCAUAUGAAAGGAACCCGGAUGUAGGUUUUAUUCACAAAAAGAAAACAUUCGAUGUCACUGAAGGAGAAAUAAACACUCGUUUGUACUCCUAGUUCGCGUCAAGAAUCUUCACGAUGUCUACACCAGCUAGGCGGAGACUUAUGAGGGAUUUUAAAAGAUUACAGGAAGAUCCCCCGGCUGGUGUUAGUGGAGCUCCUACAGAUAAUAAUAUUAUGGUAUGGAAUGCUGUUAUAUUUGGGCCUCAUGAUACUCCAUUUGAAGAUGGCACUUUUAAAUUGACAAUAGAAUUCACAGAGGAAUAUCCCAAUAAACCACCUACAGUUAGAUUUGUAUCAAAAAUGUUUCAUCCAAAUGUGUACGCCGAUGGGAGUAUAUGCUUGGACAUUUUACAAAAUAGAUGGAGCCCUACAUAUGAUGUAUCUGCAAUAUUAACCUCUAUUCAGUCUCUUUUACAUGAUCCAAAUCCCAACAGUCCUGCCAACAAUGAAGCGGCACAGUUAUAUCGAGAAAACCGGCGGGAGUAUGAAAAAAAAGUAGCUGCAAUUGUACAGGAGAGUUGGAAUGAUGAUGACGAUGAUGAAGAUGAGGAGGAGGGGGAAAAAUCCUAGCAACCUGUGAUAUUAUAAUUAAUAAAAAUACUAAAUAAUAUUUUAGUGCGGUUUUAUUGCCCAAAGAAAAAAAAAAGACACUGUUUAUUUUUCAUGUAAAUGUAUAAUAAACCCAAGGCUACCAUUUUAUAAGAUAAAAGUAUACUGGUAACAUCAUUGUGUUUAUAUAAGAAGAAUAUUAUGUUAUUCUUCUGAUAAAAGAACUUAUUUAUUUCAUUUUAUUAUAAAAGUGUAAGUACAGAAUGGUGUAUAUACAUUCUUGAAAUAAGGAAAAGUAUAUAGUU